GUAAAUAAAUAGAACUUCCUUUAAGUUCUCUAUUGACUCUAAUUCGUUUUAGGUAAUAAAUGCACAAUGGCUGAAGAUAGGGAAGUUUUAAGAGAAAUAUGGGAAGGAAGAAUACCAGUCUGUUUUUCUCUAGCUGAAGAAGAAAUCUAUACUGGAGAACCACCAGAUCUAUAUUAUUUACUGGUACCAAGACAAAUUUAUUUUCCUUUGGUCACAGAUAAAGUUCAACGUCAUUUUAUAGCUAGUGUUGAUCCAGAUAAACAUGGUGAAAUGUGGCUAGAAUAUGAGGGCCAGCCUUUGAAAUGGCAUUAUCCUGUAGGAGUUCUAUUUGAUUUAUUUGCUAAUUCCAACAGUCUACCUUGGAACAUUACUGUUCAUUUUCAAGCAUUCCCAGAAGAAGAGCUCCUUCACUGUCCAGCUAAAGAAGCUAUUGAAUCCCAUUUUAUGUCUGUAGUAAAAGAAGCAGAUGGUUUAAAACAUAGAGGACAAUUAGUGAAUAAUAUGCAGAAAAAAGAUCAUAAACAACUUUGGACUGGUCUACAAAAUGAUAAAUUCGAACAGUUCUGGUCUGUAAAUAAGAAAUUAAUGGAAUCCUCUGGUGAUGAUUCAUUUAAAUAUAUUCCAUAUAGAAUUUAUCAGAAUGAUAGACCCUAUAUACAGAAACUAUUUAAACCAGUGUCUGAUGAUGGGGAAGUUCAAACAUUACGUGAUUUACUUAAAACAUUUGAUAAUGAUGAGUUAUGUUUUAACCCAGAUAUUUCCUCAGAGAAGAUACUACUAAUCCAAGGUAUACAACCACCAUUAGAAACUCCUAUACUCUGGUUAAGUGAACAUUUUAGUUAUCCUGACAACUUUCUACAUAUUUGUAUCGUGGAUAAAAUGAAAAAUGAAAGUUAAGAUGUUUGAAAUUAAUAAGUGAUAAAAAAUAAAUGCUGACAUGUAAUUUUACCCAAAUAACACACCAUGAGAAAGUUAAGAAAAUCAUCACAUGCUUAGAGCAUAGUCAUUAAAACAUUUGCUUUUCCAGCCGAAAAGCUUAAUUUCAACUAUUUAUUAUCGGAGUAAAAAUCCAAAUUGACGAAAUGACUCGAGACUGAAUGAUUUGGCAAAGCAUGUACGACUAAACUAAAGAGUUGCGUCCCUGUGCCAUUUCGCUAUUAUCGGGAAAAAUUUCAGUCAGUUCAAAAUUAAUUUAAAAUGAAAGGAAGCGUCGGAAUUGUCUGAAAUUUGCUGUGAAUAUUCAGGACACAUAUUAGUACGUCUUUUCCAAGUUUCCAACUAUAGCUUCACUGGAAGGGUAGGGGGGCGAAACAGCAACAGUGCCACACUUUCUAGAUUACUGUAAAUGUUAUAUAUAUAUUCGUUCAUGUCAAGUUAUUGUAUUGUUAUUUUGUUAUUUAUAUAUAUUAAAUCAGAUGUUUAU
Molecule: messenger RNA, 1423 nt
Organism: Lottia gigantea (owl limpet)
Lineage: Eukaryota; Metazoa; Mollusca; Gastropoda; Lottiidae
Exons: 8
Coding region: 67-897 (276 amino acids)
Biological process (GO): C-terminal protein lipidation; autophagosome assembly; nucleophagy
Cellular component (GO): Atg12-Atg5-Atg16 complex; cytoplasm; phagophore assembly site membrane
Source: RefSeq, a predicted model, not a curated record